AUGGAGACUAUACCAACGAUAAUCGAUUGCAUUAGUCAAGAUGCUAUGAUCAAAGUUAUUUUAUCCUAUGACACUAUCAAAGAAACAGUUUUUACAUUAAAAUCUUUGCCAAUUUGUGAUCUUCUGAAAAAUGAAAGUUUAUUGAAACCAUUAGAAUUGGAUAUUUCUCCUCGUGAUUGUGUCCGUGUUCUGGAAGACAAAAAUAAUCAGAUACUGUCAAAAGAGGAUAUGCAACAAUCUGUUAAUUUUUAUUCUGUUAGUGAUGAUCAAUCAAUUCAUUUUCGAAUAUGUUUGUUGAUUGAAAUAUCAACAUAUGAUAAAACUCUGGAAAUGCAAAUACCAAUAUCAGAUAGAAAUGCAACUAUUGGACAUCUUCUUCGAUUACCAGAAAUAGAACAUGAUUCAUACAAAUAUUUGGCCUCAAGUCAAACACAACAAGUGAUGUCUGAAAACCAAAAACUUUCAGAUUUGAAUGAAACCACAUUUAUUCUUGUCACAGAAAAUGAAACAUGUUGUGUUUCGAUUGAAACAUUAAAUGAAUCACUCUCUGUGACAUCUGUCACAAGAAAUAUGGCACAUCAACAAUUUACAAUCUAUGCAACACUUGCUGCUGUCUACAAACAGAACAACAUUGACCCCGAACAGCAACAUCUUUUAUAUUGGAAUGAUUUUGUUCCAUCGAUAAAAACUCAACUAAACACUUUACAAGAAAAUUCACUUGUCCGAUUUACAUUGAUUAAUGGCAAUUUACCAAUUGGUGUGCAAGUGUCGACAAUUUUAAAUGACGAACAAUAUGCAAUAGAGUUUCAUUGUAAACCUGAAAUCAAAAUUGAACGUCUAUGUCAGAUUGCAUGUAAAUUGUUAAAUGUGAAGAAUGAAUUUUAUCAAUUGAAGAUGGAUGAUUGUAUUUUGGAUGAUAAUGAAAUAUCACUGAAUGAGAUUGUUUCAGAUUCACCCGAUAUUCAAUUACAUUUAAUUUGCACGGCUGUUAUGAGAAGUUUAAUAAAAUAUGAAGAUCAGACAAUCACAUUACCGUGUAAUCAAGAAACACUUGUUUCAACAAUAUUUGAUGAAGCUUGUUCAAUAUUUUGUAUUACAAAAGAACAUACUCAAGUCUACGAAUUAUAUGCAUUGGGUGCUGAUCAAACACAAAUUGAAUUGGAUAUGACCAUCGAUGAUAUAUGUGACUUGUUUGUUGAAAAACAAACAACAUUACCAUUGUUAAUAACAAAGAAAAAAAUACUGAAGAAACAGUCUAAAUAA
Messenger RNA from Rotaria sp. Silwood2, 1263 nucleotides. The record is from the annotation of a GenBank genome assembly. Lineage: Eukaryota; Metazoa; Rotifera; Eurotatoria; Philodinida; Philodinidae.